Salpingoeca rosetta is the source of this 1238-nucleotide messenger RNA. Its product is annotated as proteasome subunit alpha type-5. The coding region runs from base 181 to 972 and encodes 263 amino acids. The transcript is spliced from 10 exons. NCBI's taxonomy places the organism in Eukaryota, Choanoflagellata, Craspedida, Salpingoecidae. The record is from RefSeq and is a predicted model, not a curated record. Gene Ontology annotation, cellular component: nucleus; proteasome core complex, alpha-subunit complex; proteasome core complex. Gene Ontology annotation, biological process: proteasome-mediated ubiquitin-dependent protein catabolic process.
CUCGAAAAUAAUUUGAAGAUGUACACAAAUCCUCCAUAACCGCGGUUUGGUUGCUUCUUGCUGUCGUCGUUUCAUUCGUUCGGUUGUUGUCGACUGUUCCAUCUCUCAAUCUGCAUCGUAUCCGCUGCCUGCCGUCCGCCGUCCACAUCCCACACACACACACACACGAAGACCGCCGUCAUGUUUAUGACUCGCUCCGAAUAUGAUCGUGGUGUGAACACCUUUUCACCCGAGGGCCGCAUCUUCCAGGUCGAGUACGCCAACGAGGCAAUCAAGCUUGGUGCCACUGCCAUUGGCAUCCAAACAAACGAGGGCGUGAUCAUCGCUGUGGAGAAGCGUGUCACGUCUCCGCUCAUGGAGCCCGAGAGCGUGCCCAAGAUCUUCGAGAUUGAUGCUCACCUUGCGUGUGCCAUGAGCGGCUUGAACGCCGAUGCCCGUACAUUGAUUGAGCGCGCCCGCGUCGAGGCACAGAACUACUGGUUCACGUACAACGAGCCCAUGUCUGUCGAGUCGGUCACACAGUCUGUGUGCAACCUGGCCAUGCAGUUUGGCGAGGGCUCCGACAGAGAAUCAGGCAGCAUGAGCCGCCCGUUUGGUGUUGCGCUGCUGUUUGCCGGCAUCGACAAGGAAGGCUCAUCCAUCAAGCCGCAACUGUUUCAUGCUGAUCCAUCGGGCACCUUUGUCAGCUACCUCGCCAAGGCCAUCGGAUCUGGCUCUGAGGGCGCGCAGACUGCUCUGCAGGACGCGUACGACAAGGCCAUGUCGCUGGCAGAUGCGGAGAAGCUUGCGCUGCAGACGCUGAAGCAGGUCAUGGAGGAACAAAUCACCGCAAAGAACAUCGAGGUUGCCACGGUGAAGGUGAACGAGGAGACGAACAUGCCGCAGUUCAAGAAGUACACACACGAGGAGCGCGAGGAGGCCCUCACGCGCAACGGCGUCACCACCGCGCAGGCAGCAACGGCAUCCGAGUAAACCCAGCUGCACCCACCCUCUGCUGCACGCAAACACCCCUCUGUCUCUUUCGUUCUGUUGUUGUUGUUGUUGCUGUUGUUGUUGUUGCUGCGUAUCGUGUUGUUGGGUUGUGCACGUGGGCGAGCGGAGGGCCGUCACAAAUGUUAACCGUUGUUGUCUUUCGUUCCCCCCUCUUGUGGGAGGGUCACGUCAGUUUGUGGUGCUGCACCAAAGUAAACGUUGAGAUUGGUUGAGCUGUAUGAUGGAAAGGAUGAACGCGUGCAAGC